CCUCUUAAUUUUUAUUUAUUAUAAUUCUCAAAAAGCUCGGUGAUGGGAGAGACAGGCGACGAAGCACAAGGUGUAGAGCAAGCGAGGAUUCCUCUGUUAAGGGACAAAAAUGCGGCGGAGGAGAAAGAAGGAGAAAUAUGGGUGGAGACGAAGAAGCUAUGGCGGAUCGUUGGACCAGCCAUCUUCACCAGAAUCUCGACCUACUUAGUCUUCGUCAUCACUCAAGCCUUCGCUGGCCACCUCGGCGAGCUCGAACUCGCCGCCAUCUCCAUCGUGAACAACGUCACCAUUGGCUUCAACUUCAGCCUCCUCCUUGGAAUGGCGAGUGCGUUGGAAACGCUGUGCGGUCAAGCGUUUGGAGCGAAGAACUAUGACAUGUUGGGAGUGUAUUUGCAACGAUCUUGGAUUGUUUCCUUCUUAUUCUCCAUAUUGCUCCUCCCUAUGUACUUCUUUGCGUCUCCGAUUCUUAAGUUCUUUGGCCAGCCUGACGACAUCGCCGAGCUAUCUGGUACCAUCGCCAUUUGGGUUAUUCCUAUCCAUUUUGCGUUUGCCUUCAUUUUCCCUCUCAACAGAUUCCUCCAAUCCCAGCUCAAGAAUAAGGUGAUUGCAAUUUCGUCUGGAGUGGCACUUGUAGUUCACAUAUUUGUGUGCUUUCUCUUUGUGUACGGUUUUAAACUUGGAGUCAUAGGCACCAUGGCUACUGUUAACGUGGCGUGGUGGCUUAAUAUCUUCAUAAUGUUUACUUACACCACAUGCGGUGGUUGUCCUCUCACUUGGACCGGUUUCUCCAUGGAAGCUUUCACCGGACUAUGGGAAUUCGCUAAACUCUCUGUCUCCUCUGGAAUCAUGAUUUGUUUGGAGAGUUGGUAUUAUAAGAUUUUAAUUGUGAUGACUGGAAAUCUCAAGGAUACAAAAAUUGCUGUCGACUCUUUGUCUAUAUGUAUGUCGAUAAAUGGUUUGGAGAUGAUGAUCCCGCUUGCUUUCUUCGCCGGGACCGGCGUACGAGUAGCGAAUGAAUUAGGAGCAGGCAACGGAAAUAGAGCAAGAUUUGCGAUGACCAUAUCAGUGACACAAUCGCUAAUCAUUGGAAUAAUAUUUUCGGUGCUUGUCUUAUUUCUUCAUGAUCAAAUCGGUUGGAUUUUCUCUUCAAGUGAAACUGUCAUAAAAGCAGUCAAUAAUCUUUCUAUUCUUUUAGCCUUCACGAUUCUUCUCAACAGUGUCCAACCGGUUCUUUCCGGUGUUGUGGUUGGUUCGGGUUGGCAAUCAUUUGUGGCAUACAUAAAUUUGGGAUGUUACUAUGUCAUUGGACUUCCACUCGGAUUUGUCAUGGGCUGGAUUUUCAAGUCUGGUGUCAAGGGCAUUUGGGCUGGCAUGAUAUUCGGAGGAACCGCGAUUCAGACAUUGAUAUUGAUUUUUAUUGUUACGAGAUGUGACUGGGAAGAGGAGGCACAAAAAGCAAGUGUUCGUGUUAAGAAAUGGUCGGCCUCUGAGACAAGAAAUUGAAAUGGGCAACUUGUAUAUAUUUGUGUAAUAUAUAGUUUGGUUUUGUAAACCUAAACCGGAAGAAUGACUGGUUUGUACCGCUACAUACGAAUAAGGAAUC
This is a messenger RNA of Eutrema salsugineum, 1603 nucleotides long. RefSeq names its product protein DETOXIFICATION 28. The transcript is spliced from 9 exons. The record is from RefSeq and is a predicted model, not a curated record. Gene Ontology annotation, cellular component: membrane. Gene Ontology annotation, biological process: xenobiotic detoxification by transmembrane export across the plasma membrane. Bases 43 to 1503 code for a protein of 486 amino acids. Gene Ontology annotation, molecular function: xenobiotic transmembrane transporter activity; antiporter activity. Lineage: Eukaryota; Viridiplantae; Streptophyta; Magnoliopsida; Brassicales; Brassicaceae.